AUGUCAGAGCUGAGCCCAGUGAAACUCAUCUACACAUCCAAUAUAGGUGAAUUGAAAGGAGGGAGAUUCAGUGCAUCUGUUCUCAUUGGCUGCUCCUCGGUAGCAAAACUGUCAGUGUUAAUCAGCAGCCAUCUCUUAAACUGCGGCCAUGGCUAUCAGUGAGGUGAGACCAUUGCUAUUCAGGACCAAACAGAUGACAAAUCAUUUGUACAUAAUUAGUGCUCAGCAAGGUUACAACUGACACAAAUUUUAAUCUUAAUUAGGAGGGAAAUUUGUUCCAUUAAUUUAAUUUGGUGAGCAUGAGCAGGUUAGCACCUAACUAAGUUAAUCUUACAACUGUCAGGGCAGGCAAGGGCCUUGGAUCCCGGGCAAACAGGAAAGACUCUUCUAUGAAACAGGCUUUAUUUUAUAUGUAGGACACCAUUGUGAAUGUCUUCUGUUUUCAUUAUAGUUAAGGUAAUAGUAUACUAUAUAUACAGUGGGGAGAACAAGUAUUUGAUACACUGCCGAUUUUGCAGGUUUUCCUACUUACAAAGCAUGUAGAGGUCUGUAAUUUGUAUCAUAGGUACACUUCAACUGUGAGAGACGGAAUCUAAAACAAAAAUCCAGAAAAUCACAUUGUAUGAUUUUUAAGUAAUUAAUUUGCAUUUUAUUGCAUGACAUAAGCUUUUGAUCACCUACCAACCAGUAAGAAUUCCGGCUCUCACAGACCUGUUAGUUUUUCUUUAAGAAGCCCUCCUGUUCUCCACUCAUUACCUGUAUUAACUGCACCUGUUUGAACUCGUUACCUGUAUAAAAGACAUCUGUCCACACACUCAAUCAAACAGACUCCAACCUCUCCACAAUGGCCAAGACCAGAGAGCUGUGUAAGGACAUCAGGGAUAAAAUUGUAGACCUGCACAUGGCUGGGAUGGGCUACAGGACAAUAGGCAAGCAGCUUGGUGAGAAGGCAAAAACUGUUUGGCGCAAUUAUUAGAAAAUGGAAGAAGUUCAAGAUGACGGUCAAUCACCCUCGGUCUGGGGCUCCAUGCAAGAUCUCACCUCGUGGGGCAUCAAUGAUCAUGAGGAAGGUGAGGGAUCAGCCCAGAACUACACGGCAGGACCUGGUCAAUGACCUGAAGAGAGCUGGGACCACAGUCUCAAAGAAAACCAUUAGUAACACACUACGCCGUCAUGGAUUAAAAUCCUGCAGCGCACGCAAGGUCCCCCUGCUCAAGCCAGCGCAUGUCCAGGCCCGUCUGAAGUUUGCCAAUGACCAUCUGGAUGAUCCAGAGGAGGAAUGGGAGAAGGUCAUGUGGUCUGAUGAGACAAAAAUAUAGCUUUUUGGUCUAAACUCCACUCGCCGUGUUUGGAGGAAGAAGAAAGAUGAGUACAACCCCAAGAACACCAUCCCAACCGUGAAGCAUGGAGGUGGAAACAUCAUUCUUUGGGGAUGCUUUUCUGCAAAGGGGACAGGACGACUGCACCGUAUUGAGGGGAGGAUGGAUGGGGCCAUGUAUCACGAGAUCUUGAACAACAACCUCCUUCCCUCAGUAAGAGCAUUGAAGAUGGGUCGUGGCUGGGUCUUCCAGCAUGACAACGACCAGAAACACACAGCCAGGGCAACUAAGGAGUGGCUCCGUAAGAAGCAUCGCAAGGUCCUGGAGUGGCCUAGCCAGUCUCCAGACCUGAACCCAAUAGAAAGUCUUUGGAGGGAGCUGAAAGUCCGUAUUGCCCAGCGACAGCCCCGAAACAUGAAGGAUCUGGAGAAGGUCUGUAUGGAGGAGUGGGCCAAAAUCCCUGCUGAAGUGUGUGCAAACCUGGUCAAGACCUACAGGAAACGUAUGAACUCUGUAAUUGCAAACAAAGGUUUCUGUACCAAAUAUUAAGUUCUGCUUUUCUGAUGUAUCAAAUACUUAUGUCAUGCAAUAAAAUGCAAAUUAAUUACUUAAAAAUCAUACAAUGUGAUUUUCUGGAUUUUUGUUUUAGAUUCCGUCUCUCACAGUUGAAGUGUACCGAUGAUAAAAAUUACAGACCUCUACAUGCUUUGUAAGUAGGAAAACCUGCAAAAUCGGCAGUGUAUCAAAUACUUGUUCUCCCCACUGUAUAUAUAUAUAUAUAUAUAUAUAUAUAUACAUAUAUAUACACACAGUUGAAGUCGGAAGUUUACAUACACCUUAGCCAAAUACAUUUAAACUGAGUUUUUCACAAUUCCUGACAUUUAAUCCUAGUAAUAAUUCCCUGUCUUAGGUCAGUUAGGAUCACCACUUUAUUUUAAGAAUGUGAAAUGUCAGAAUAAUAGUAGAGAGAAUGAUUUAUUUCAGCUUUUAUUUCUUUCAUCACAUUCCCAGUAGGUCAGAAGUUUACAUACACUCAAUUAGUAUUUGGUAGCAUUGCCUUUAAAAUGUUUAACUUGAGUCAAACGUUUCGGGUAGCCUUCCACAAGCUUCCCACAAUAAGUUAGGUUAAUUUUGGCCCAUUCCUCCUGACAGAGCUGGUGUAACUUAGUCAGGUUUGUAGGCCUCCUUGCUAGCACACACUUUUUCAGUUCUGCCCACACAUUUUCUAUAGGAUUGAGGUCAGGGCUUUGUGAUGGCCACUCCAAUACCUUGACUUUGUUGUCCUUAAGCCAUUUUGCCACAACUUUGGAAGUAUGCUUGGGGUCAUUGUCCAUUUGGAAGACCCAUUUGCGACCACGCUUUAACUUCUUGACUGAUGUCUUGAGAUGUUGCUUCAAUAUAUCCACAUAAUUUUCCUUCCUCAUGAUGCCAUCUAUUUUGUGAAGUGCACCAGGCCCUUCUGCAGCAAAGCACCCCCACAGCAUGAUGCUGCCACCCCCGUUCUUCACGGUUGGGAUGGUGUUCUUCGGCAUGCAACCACCACCUUUUUCCUCCAAACAUAACAAUGGUCAUUAAUGCCAAACAGUUCUAUUUUUGUUUCAUCAGACCAGAGGACAUUUCUCCAAAAAGUACGAUCUUUGUCCCCAUGUGCAGUUGCAAACCGUAGUUUGGCUUUUUUAUGGCGGUUUUGGAGCAGUGGCUUCUUCCUUGCUGAGUGGCCUUUCAGGUUAUGUCGAUAUAGGACUCGUUUUACUGUGAAUAGAGAUACUUUUGUACCUGUUUCUUCCAGCAUCUUCACAAGGUCCUUUGCUGUUGUUCUGGGAUUGAUUUGCACUUUUCGCACCAAAGUACGUUCAUCUCUAGGAGACAGAACGCGUCUCCUUCCUGAGCGGUAUGACGGCUGCUUGGUCCCAUGGUGUUUAUACUUGCGUACUAUUGUUUGUACAGAUGAACGUGGUACCCUCAGGCGUUUGGAAAUGUUGAGUCUUAUCGCAAAGGGUCUGAAUACUUAUGUAAAUAAGGUAUUUGUUUUUUUAUUUUUAAUACAUUUGCAAAAAUAAAAAUAAAAACAGCUUUUGCUUUGAAAUUAUGGGGUAUUGUGUGUAGAUUGAUGAGGAAAAACAUUAAUUUAAUCAAUUUUAGAAUAAGCCUGCAACGUAACAAAAAGUGAAGGGGUCUGAAUACUUUCCGAAGGCACUGUACAUAUAUAUAUAUAUAUAUACACUACCAGUCAAAAGUUUUAGAACGCCUACUCAUUCAAGGGUUUUUCUUUAUUUUUCCCCCCACUAUUUUCUACAUUGUAGAAUAAUAGUGAAUACAUCACAACUAUGAAAUAAACAUAUGGAAUCAUGUAGUAACCAAAAAAGUUAAACAAAUCAAAAUAUAUUUGAUAUUCUUCAAAUAGCCACCCUUUGCCUUGAUGACAGCUUUGCACACUCUUGGCAUUCUCUCAACCAGCUUCAUGAGAUAGUCACCUGGAAUGCAUUUCAAUUCACAGGUGUGCCUUCUUAAAAGUUAAUUUGUGGAAUUUAUUUUCUUCUUAAUGAGUUUGAGCCAAUCAGUUGUGUUGUGACAAGGUAGGGGUGGUAUAUAGAAGAUAGCCCUAUUUGGUAAAAAAGUCCAUAUUAUGGCAAGAACAGCUCAAAUAAGCAAAGAGAAAUGACAGUCCAUCUUUACUUUAAGACAAGAAGGUCAGUCAAUACGGAACAUUUCAAGAACUUUGAAAGUUUCUUCAAGUGCAGUCGCAAAAACCAUCAAGCGCUAUGAUGAAACUGGCUCUCAUGAGGACCGCCACAGGAAAGGAAGACCCAGAGUUACCUCUGCUGCAGAGGAUAAGUUCAUUAGAGUUACCAGCCUCAGAAAUUGCAGCCCAAAUAAAUGCUUCACAGAGUUCAAGUAACAGACACGUCUCAACAUCAACCGUUCAGAGGAGACUGCGUGAAUCAGGCCUUUAUGGUCAAAUUACUGUAAAGAAACCACUACUAAAGGACAUCAAUAAGAAAAUGAGACUUGCUUGGGCCAAGAAACACAAGCAAUGGGCAUUAGACUGGUGGAAAUCUGUCCUUUAGUCUGAUGAGUCCAAAUUUGAGAUUUUUGGUUCCAACCGCCAUGUCUUUGUGAGACGCAGAGUCGGUGAACGGAUGAUCUCCGCAUGUGUGGUUCCCAUCGUGAAGCAUGGAGGAGGAGUUGUGAUGGUGUGGGGUUGCUUUGCUGGUGACACUGUCAGUGAUUUAUUUAGAAUUCAAGGCACACUUAACCAGCAUGGAUACUACAGCAUUCUGCAGCGAUACGCCAUCCCAUCUGGGUUGCACUUAGUGGGACUAUCAUUUGUUUUUCAACAGGACAAUGACCCAACUCACCUCCAGGCUGUGUAAGGGCUAUUUGACCAAGAAGGGGAGUGAUGGAGUCCUGCAUCAGAUGACCUGGCCUCCACAAUCACCCGACCUCAACCCAAAUGAGAUGGUUUGGGAUGAGUUCGACCGCAGAGUGAAGGAAAAGCAGUCAACAAGUGCUCAGCAUAUGUGGGAACUCCUUCAAGACUGUUGGAAAAGCAUUCCUGGUGAAGCUGGUUGAGAGAAUGCCAAGAGUGUGCAAAGCUGUCAUCAAGGCAAAGGGUGGCUACUUUGAAGAAUCUGAAAUAUAAAAUAUAUUUUGAUUUGUUUAACACUUUUUUGGUUAUAUAUAUAUGUAUUUAUAGUAUACAUAUAUGAUACAAUAGGGGUCACAGUAAGCUAUAAUAUUGUAAUAAAAAUAUUGUAAUCACCCUAAGAAAAACCUUGCAAUAUGGCUUCAACCUAUAAGAAAAAUCUAUAGCCCAUCACUCUUGUCAGGUGAUGUACUGUUGUAAGCCUCUUAGGUUUGAGUGAGAGCCACUGUCUAAUGGUUUCAGCCAGGUGGGCAUGGAUAAGUCCAAGGACUAGGUCUCUUUUCAUUGUUGAGGAGGCUGAGGAGUAGAGAGUUUAUGAAGCUGUAGUAAUUACCUGAAAGAGGCAGUUCAAUACACACACAGAGAGAGACAUAGGGGGAGAGAGAGAGAGAGAGAGAGAGAGAGAGAGAGAGAGAGCGAGAAGAGAGAGAGAGAGAGAGAGAGAGAGAGAGAGAGAGAGAGAAUGACUGAUUUAGGAACUGUGAGUCUCUAAUGGAAUCCUCCACUGCCUCCUGGGUGCUCAACCUGGCAACUAUUACCUGCACUGAUGCAUAUACCAUUAUGGGAUCCUCCACUUUAAUAGUGUCCAUCAUGUGAAAUACAAAGACAUCAGGUGCCUGCCAGAGCACUCGCACUUAUGUGAAGGUCUAACCCGCUCUGUAAUGGCUUUUCUUUUAAACAAUGGCGCAGUAUUGUUUAGAAAUAUGGUGAUUAUAUUAUUUGUAACAAAAAGCACACUUAAGACAAAGGCAGAAGGAAUUCAAACACAAGUUGUUAAAUGGGAGCGCUCUAGUGUCUCUCUCUCUCACACUUGCUCUCUCUCUCUCUCUCUCUCUCUCUCUCUCUCUCUCACACACACACACACACACACUGCAAAUAGAUUUCACGUUUUAUGUGAUUGGCUGAUGGUUUGCAUUAUAGGCCUAUGGCAGGAUCAUUGGACUGGAUGUGUACUUGAUGGUGCUGCUUCCUUGCAUCACUUCAACAAUUGAGGAUCAUUAAUCAGAACUUGCAUGAUUUCUUUGUCGCCAACAAGAUUUACAACCCUGUUCAAAUGAAAGAUGCAAUGAUGUUGGCUUCAGACCUAGAGAGCUUCAUCAUUUUAGCCUUUCCAUAUAAUCUUUAGUGGCAUUAGAGCUCCUUCCAGUGGACAGAAGUGGAAUUGCAACGUUUAGAACCGCUGCAGCAAUUCACAUGCAACAUUGUGACCUUUAGUUUUUCUAAAUGUUAACUCAAUACUCACUUUAUCGACUCUCAUUUCUCGACCGUGGCCGUGGUGCAGUCUGCAUCUACGUGUGGUUAGCUUACUUUUUGUAUAAAAAUUACAACUACAUCUUGAACGCACAAUUUUUCAUGGAAUGACCAAAGUCAUAUGCUUUCGUCAUGUGACAGUGUUGCCAAUUUAGCGACCAAGUCGCUAUAUUUAGCGAGUAUUCAGACCCCUCUAGCGACACAUUUUCAAAAAAGCAACUAGCGACAAAUCUAGUGAGUUUUUCUGGUGUUAUUGGAGACUCUGACGUGAAAGCAGGGACCCGUGUAGCUCAGUUGGAAGAGCAUGUUGUGGGUUCGAUUCCCACGGGGGGCCAGUGUGAUUUAUUUUUUAUUUUUUAUGUAUGCACUCACUAACUGUAAGUCGUUCUGGAUAAGAGCGUCUGCAAAAUGUAAAUGUGAAGCACGUAUCGUUCUUACUCGCUGCCGUGGGAGUCCCAAAGCACUCACAGGCGGCCCAAUCCUCGCGCAGCUUUUUACUCACUUUUUGUCUCUCCACGACGUUAUUCCUCUCUCCUACAGUGUCCAUCACACAUGGCCAAUUAUGCUAAUUAAGUGAUGACGUAAUUUAGUGACUUUUAGAACAGCCAAUAUCUACUUUCCUUACUGAGGCGUUGGCAACACUAUACACAGUCCAACAUGGCGGCCAUUUCUGUUUUCCACAGAGUGAGAACAGGGUCUAAAAUAGGAGCUCAAUAUGAUCAAGAGGGCAAUCUUAUUCAGGUAACAUAAUUUUCUUUAAUACGUUUUAGUCUGUCGUUUUUCCAAAUAUGGUGCAGUUUGUGUCAUGAUAUAACAACACUGCAAUGUAAACAUUGCUUUGUUUGCCAGUUCGCUAGGUACUGGAGCUAGCGAAUUCACUGUUUGCUAAAUACAGUGCCUUCGGGAAGUAUUCAGACCCCUUGACUUUCCACAUUUUGUUAGGUUACAGCCUUCUUCUAAAAUGGAUUAAAUAUAUAUGUUUCCCUUCAAUCAACACACAAUAGCCCAUAAUGACAAAGCAAAAACAGCUUUUUAGAAAUUGUUGCUAAUUUAUAUAAAUAUCACAUUUACAUAAGUAUUCACACCCUUUACUCAGUACUUUGUUGAAGCACCUUUGGCAGCAAUUACAGCCUCGAGUCUUCUUGAGUAUGACACUACAAGCUUGACACACCUGUAUUUGGGGAGUUUCUCCCAUUCUUCUGCAGAUCCUCUCAAGCUCUGUCAGGUUGGAUGGGGAGCGUUGCUGCACAGCUAUUUUCAGGUCUCUCCAGAGAUGUUUGAUCGAGUUCAAGUCCGAAGCCACUCCUGCGUUGUCUCGAUCUUGACUAGUCUCCCAGUCCCUGCGGCUGAAAAACAUCCCUACAGCAUGAUGCUGCCACCACCAUGCUUCACUGUAGGGAUGGUGCCAGGUUUCCUCCAGACGUGACGCUUGGCAUUCACUAAAGUGUUGAAUCUUGGUUUCAUCAGACCAGAGAGUCUUGUUUCUCAUGGUCUGAGAGUCUUUAGGUGCUUUUUGGCAAACUCCAAGCGGGCUGUCAUGUGCCUUUUUACUGAGUAGUGGCUUCUGUAUGGCCACUAUACCAUAAAGGCCUGAUUGGUGGAGUGCUGCAGAGAUGGUUGUCCUUCUGAAAGGUUCUCCCAUCUCCACAGAGGAACUCUAGAGCUCUGUCAGAGUGACCAUCGGGUUCUUGGUCACAUCCCUGACCAAGGCCCUUCUCCCCCGAUUGCUCAGUUUGGCGAGGCGGCCAGCUCUAGGAAGAGUCUUGGUGGUUCCAAACUUCCUCCAUUUAAGAAUGAUGGAGGCCACUGUGUUCUUGGGGACCUUCAAUGCUGCAGAAAUUUUUUGGUACCCUUCCCCAGAUCUGUGCCUCUACACAAUCUUGAUUUUUGCUCUGACAUGCACUGUCAAUUGUGGGACCUUAUAUAGACAGGUGUGUGCCUUUAAAAAAAAUAUAUAUACAUUUGCAAACAAUUCUAAAAACCUGUUUUCACUUUCUCAUUAUGGGGUAUUGUGUGUAGAUUGCUGAGGGUAUUUAUUUAUUCAAUCCAUUUUAGAAUAAGGCUGUAACUUAACAAAAUGUGGAAAAAGUCAAGGGGUCUGAACACUUUCCGAAGGCACUGUAAAGCAACUGAUGUUAGCAACUGUGGCUAGCAGGUUGAAACAAGGGAGGACGAGGAGCAGAGUGUCAAGCUAGCAGAAAUCCUGGAACUUCUGCUUGCUGCUGGAUAUUUCAGAGCCCGAAUCAAAGGACUGGGACCUUUUGACAAGGUGAGAACCAACUUACAUUACAACCCUCCUGAAGAUCUGCAGGCUUUUGAUUCCUGGUUUACCAUCUCCUUGCUAAGUUACCCUUUCUAAUUCCAUUCCCUGAACCAUGUCUUUUCAUAGGUGGUUGGAGGGAUGACAUGGUGCAUUACAACAUGUAACUUUGACAUUGACGUGGAUCUGCUGUUCCAGGAGAAUUCAACAAUUGGACAGAAAAUGUAAGUAGCUAACAGACAGCAUUAUUGUGUUUACUGUUAGUGAUGUUGCUGGACCAGUGUAACUGAUGUCGGAUGACCUUGUGAAUCUCCUUGCAGAGCUCUCACAGAGAAGAUUGUGUCUGUUCUGCCCAAAAUGAAGUGCCCUCAUCGCCUGGAGCCCCAUCAGAUCCAAGGGCUGGAUUUCAUCCAUAUAUUUCCAGUGAUACAGGUGUGUAUUCCUAGACAUUAGAGUUUUGUAGUAGAGUACCGUAUUUGGUUUGUGACCUCAUGUCUGAUUCAUUGCCUGUGUUGUAUGAUCUUCAGUGGCUGGUGAAGAGGGCCAUAGAGACGAGGGAGGAGAUGGGAGACUCUGUGAGAGCCUACUCUGUUUCUCAGUUCCAGAAGACACACAGCUUCCCUGAGGUGAGUGCUGUUAUUGUAGGGUGGCUACAUGGCAGGGAUAUUUUUAUUUUUAUUUUAUUUCACCUUUAUUUAACCAGGUAAGCCAGUUGAGAACAAGUUCUCAUUUACAACUGCGACCUGGCCAAGAUAAAGCAAAGCAGUGCGAUAAAAACAACAACACAGAGUUACAUAUGGGGUAAAACAAAACAAAGUCAAAAAUACAACAGAAAUAAAUAUAUAUACAGUGUGUGCAAAUGUAGCAAGUUAUGGAGGUAAGGCAAUAAAUAGGCUAUAGUGCAAAAUAAUUACAAUUAGUAUUAACACUGGAAUGAUAGAUGUGCAAGAGAUGAUGUGCAAAUAGAGAUACUGGGGUACAAAUGAGCAAAAUAAAUAACAAUAUAGGGAUGAGGUAGUUGGGCGGGCUAAUUUCAGAUGGGCUGUGUACAGGUGCAGUGAUCGGUAAGGUGCUCUGACAACUGAUGCUUAAAGUUAUUGAGGGAGAUGAGUGUCUCCAGCUUCAUAUUCAACUCCAACUCUACUCAUUAUAUUUCUAAGUGCAACGUUGUGAACUUUUUGCUGAAUAAACCCCUGUCUUAUGCACCUUGUAUUGUUCCUCCAUCCUAGGAUGAAGACUUCCUGCAGAGGAAGGAGAAGGCUGUGAAAGCAGUCCUAGAUGUAUCGGUUAGUGACUCCGUGACAUGAAGCUGACAUGCUAUGUCUGGGUCAAAUUAUUCCAUGAGCCUUUACAAUAAAGAUGGCAUAAAGAUGGCGCUGCAGUGGAUAGCAGACAUUUUACGGGCUCCUGACCAAUUCUGCGUAUAUGUACAUAUCUACCUAAAUUACCUCGUACACGCUGCACAUCGACUCGGUACUGUUACCACGUGUAUAUAGCCAAGUUAUCAUUACUCAUUGUCUAUUUAUUCCUUGUGUUAUUAUUUUCUAAUAUUUUUCUAUUUUGGUCUUUGCGUUGUUGGGAAGGGCCCGUAAGUAAGCAUUUCACUGUUAGUCUACACCUGUUGUUUACGUAGCAUGUGACAAAUUAAAUUGGAUUUGUUUUAAAGGCCCCCCUUGUAAUAGUAUAGAAACAUUCAAAGCACACAGCAUGUUGUUUUUCUCCUCUGGUAUUGACAGGAAGUGUAUAAACCUCAGAGGAAAUACAAGAGACAGGUUGAAGCAGGAGAGCUGCUGGACGAGGAGUCCAGGGUUCACUCUACUCUGCUGGAGUACGGAAGGUAGGCUGCCUGUCUCGCUCUCUCUCUUUCUUUCUCUCCAUCUCUCCAUAUUCAGUCCUCCAUAUCCAACUUUCUCCACAGUUCAUGUUACAUGUUCACAUUGAGAAUCAGAACCAAUGUGAUCUCAUCCCAUUUGACAAUUGUGUCCCUUUCAUUUUCCUAUCCUUUUCCUGCGUCUCAUCCAUCCUUGUAUUAGAAUGUCAGAUUACCUUCUGUAAGUAUGUGAAUGGACUUGUUCACUGCAAGGAGUGUUUCACAUGAAUGCUUGUUAUGUGUGUGUUUUAAUAAAGAAAACUUCAAAUAAGCAUUGAGUGAGUGGGUGGGUGGGUGCAUGCAUGUGUUAUGUGCUCCUUUCAUGGACCAGUAUCCUAACAGCAGUAGAGGCUGCUGAGGGGAGGAUGGCUCAUAAUAAUGGCUGGAACAGAGCGAAUGGAAUGGCAUCAAACACAUGGAAACCAUGUGUUUGAUGUUGUUGAUACCUUUCCAUCAUUCCACUCCAGCCAGUACCAUGUGCCCGUCCUACCUAAUUAAGGUGCCACCAACCUCCUGUGCCUAACAGUGACUUAAGUACUUAUUACUCCUGUGUUUUAGACGCUAUGGAUUCAGCAAGCAGACAAAACAGGACCAGGUGAGCUUUAUUGAAAUAAAAAAUAUAUUUCAUUACUGUCAUCUAUGUGAAGUUAAUUGUAAAAUUAUAUGAAUUCAAAGCCUAUAACUACAGCCUUCUACAGAAAGAUAGGGACAGGAGGUUGAUCAUUAUAACCAUUAUUACAGAGAUGGAGACUGGUGGAUCAUAGGUGUUCUGUGAACUGUUGCUAUAGUAGAAAGUAGAAAGUGAAACCAUGAUGAAAGAUUGUAUCCCCCUGUUCCCUACAGGCAGAGGAGCGGAAAGCCUUGUUGACCCCAGGCUCUCAGGCCACACCCCCAGGGAUGACAGAGGGGUUGCUGGAGGAGGAGGACCUGCAGGCAGCGGAGGAGGUGAGGUCACAUCACACAUGUAUCGCUCUAAACCCAACCAUAGCCCCAUGUCCAAUACUUCAGAAAUGCAUCCCUCUUUGUGAUGAUGUCCCUGACUCCCUGUCAUAUAUCCUCUCAGCUGCGCAUUAAAACACUGAUGACCAGCAUGGCUGCCAUGGCGACUGAGGAGGUAGGCAUGACUUUAGUUCUUCUCUUUGCCAGCCUUUACUGUGUGGUUGAUUUAUGUAAAGGUUUUUUAUUUAAUAUGUAACAUCAAUAUAUUGUGUUUACCUGCAGGGGAGGCUAAUGGCUAGCACCGUGGGCCAGAUAGUUGGCCUGCAGUCUGAGGAGAUUAAACAGAUAGCAUCUGAGUACGCUGAGAAGGUGAGCGACUCCCACCUCAGGGUUCACCUAAAUGGUUAACUGCAAUCAAUAAAUAAAUCAAUAAAAUGUUUGUCAUAAUUUAAAGGAUAAGUCAAUGCCACAGUGUGUAGUUAAAUGUGUUUCCACACACACAUUUCCAGCAGUCGGAGCGGUCUGCAGAGGAUCGUCCAGAGCGGUACGGGCCAGUCCAGCAGCACCGUAGGAUAGUGACCUCUCUGAACAAACAGAUCCAACAGAAGACCAAGCAGUUGGAGGAGGUGACGACUGGACUUUGUGAACUUCACAGAACUUUGUGUAAAAUAGCCAUGCAUUUCUUUAAGGAUACGAUGCACUUUCUUUUCCUGUCAGAAGUAACUAAAAGUAUGUGCAUUUUGUGUUUUCAGCUACAAGCCAAACACUUGGAGGUAAAAUCAGGGUGUGAGGAAGCUAAGAGCAAACUGAUGGAGGCCACAGAGCAGACAGAGAGACUGGAGAAAGAGCUGAGUGCCCUGGAAGAGGCUGAGAGCCAGGCUGACACUGGGUGAGUGCUGCACAUACAGACCAAACCAUUAGGGCAUUCAUUCAGCGGUUGUUAGUAUAUAAAACCCCUGAAAUUAUACAGGUGUUUUGGACUUUUCUCAUCCUCCCUGUGUGUGCCACAGUCUGUUGGAGAAGCUGAGGGCUCAGGUAGGCAUGAAUGAGAACCUGAAGCACCAGGAGCAGGAGUUCCGGACACACUGUAGAGUGAGUCUGCAUACUUUCCCCAAUACGUCAUAGUCCAUCCAUAUAUGACUUGUAAGAUUUAAGUUUGAAAUGGACCUACUUCACAGGUGUAUUUGUGAUGUAAUUCUCUUAUUUCCUGGUAAGAGCACCACAACUAAUAUGGAGCGCAAUUUCUUUCCAGGAGGAGAUGGUUCGCCUGCAGCAGAACAUUGAGGACCUGAAGAUGGAGUCAGGAGAUGAUACGGAGGACGAGAAGGUAACACACUCCCAAGACCAACUAACUAUUUUCUAUGUCUGUGUUUAACAAAUGUUACACUGUGACUCACUGUCUUUCCCUCUUUCUCUCAUUCUCGUUCUCUCUCCCUAAGGAGAAGUGUCAGCUAAUCGACAAGCAGUACAACACAGACAGAGAGAAGCUACAGAAGAUCAGACUACUGAUGGUAAAAGCGCCAAUGCACACUGCUGUAGCAGGAUUAAUUCCUGCUUAAUCAAUUUGAAUUCACUUAGGCAUUCUGUUUUGAGCAUGCAAAUAGUGGUCCUCUUACCACGUCCUUUAUUUGCUCAUGACCUGAGGUCUACUCUCUGAUAGGCUCAGAGGAACCGUGAGAUCGCCAUCCUGCAGAGGAAGAUAGACGAGGUGCCGAGCAGGGCAGAACUGACCCAGUAUCAGAAGAGGUUCAUUGAGCUCUAUGGCCAAGGUAGGUAUCUUAGCCUCAACCACCUGGAGACAGUGAUUGUUUUCUAUAAUAGUAACCCAAUCACUUGUUUUUAUUGAAUUGUUAAGUUAACAAGUUAUUGCAUCAAAGAAACAUUCAUUUUGUGUGUGUCCCCUAGUUUCAGCAACACAUAAAGAGACAAAGCAGUUCUUCACCUUGUAUAACACAUUAGAUGACAAGAAGGUUUACCUGGAGAAGGAGGUAAGAGGAGAGGGCAUACUAUGUCAAUCAGUUUCAUAGAGCCAUUGCAGCUGAAAUCAGCUGGUUUACUCAUGAUAGUCAUCCUCCUCUGUGUUGAUCUGUUUCUGUAGGUGAACUUGCUGAAUUCUAUCCAUGACAACUUCCAACAGUGAGUAUUUUCACAAUUUACCCUUUCUAAACAUAUCCUGCUUUUGGUAUUAUGGGUAAUGGAGUCCAGCAGGUUUACCUCCUGUCUAAGCUGUGGUCUCCUGUCUUGCUCAGGGCGAUGGCGUCUUUGGGGGCCAAGGAGCAGUUCUUGAGACAGAUGGAGCAGAUAGUGGAGGGAAUCAAACAAAGCUGCAUCAAGGUGAGUACAGUAACUAACCAUCUCUUAUUAUCUUCACCGUCUGCUGCCUAAUGACAGCUUGAGCUGAAGACGCCAGGUGCUUACCCCCUGGCCCUAGUGAAAAACGCUUAAAAAUGACAGUGAUGUGUGAUGCAUAUUGGUGAUGUCUUCUCCUGGUUUACAGAUGGAGAAGAAGAAGCAGGAGAAUAAGAUGAGGAGAGACCAGCUGAAUGAUGAGUACCUGGAGCUGCUGGACAAACAGAGGCUCUACUUCAAAACUGUCAAGGACUUCAAAGAGGUGAGGCCUGAGAGAUAACCGCAUUCUGGGUCUGUAUGGUAAAACAUGAUGGAACUAGUUAACUGUUUUAUGAAUGUGUUCUACUGUUGUCUCCCAGAGCUGAUUUUUGUUUUGUUUUCUAAACUGAUAAAGAAGUGGUUAAGAGCGUUGUGCCAGUAACCGAAAGGUCGCUGGUUCUAAUCCCUGAGCCGACUAGGUGAAAAAUCUGUCUGUGCCCUUGAGCAAGGCACUUAACCCUAAUUGCUCCUGUAAGUCGCUCUGGAUAACAGCGUCUGCUAAAUGACUAAAAUGUAAAUGUAAAUCACUGACGUUGUUUUACUAAUCCAAUACUCUUUCUUACAGGAGUGUCGGAAGAAUGAAAUGCUGCUAUCCAAGCUGAGAACCAAGGGUGCUUCAUAACCCAAAUCACUGCCUCAAAUCAUUUCUCACUGUUUAUAAAAACAAAUCUCAAAACAAAUCUCAUCAAUCAACGACUGGAUGUCUUGCUGUUUUAAUAAUGUAUUCUCCUCUAUUUGGGGUCACUUGCAUUGUAUUGCCUUAUUCUACCUGUUGUAUUGUGCUUUGACAUUUCACGUUGCUUUGCAGUAUGUGGGUAGUGAUGUCACUCCUGGCAGGGUAGAGAGAUUCUUGAGAGGGACAUCAACUGCCCUUUGCACGGUGACAUGAGGAAUGUUCUCUCUACGUACCAUUUUAUAUUUAGGUGCAGGAACUCAAUACUUUUGAGCUAAUUUGCUAGGAGAUGCAGGAACUCAAGCAGAAAAACAUUUGAGGUGCUGGUACUCGGUUCCAGUGAGCUCCUGCUCAAGUCAAGCACUGGCUUUACCCAUGUGUAUUGAUCUCUGUUGUCUACCCAUUCCAGCAGUUUACCAUCAAUUUGGCACUUAAUAAAAUAAACCAUGCACAUUCCGUAAGAUUUUCUGCUGUUUAAUG
This is a messenger RNA of Coregonus sp. 'balchen', 14826 nucleotides long. NCBI's taxonomy places the organism in Eukaryota, Metazoa, Chordata, Actinopteri, Salmoniformes, Salmonidae. The record is from the annotation of a GenBank genome assembly.